Molecule: messenger RNA, 1056 nt
Organism: Menidia menidia (Atlantic silverside)
Lineage: Eukaryota; Metazoa; Chordata; Actinopteri; Atheriniformes; Atherinopsidae
Source: the annotation of a GenBank genome assembly
AUGAAUCUUUCCAGUGAAUUCGAAGUGUCCCUGUACACUGGAUUGCCUUUAGAAGAGGAUGAAAUAGACAUAGUGGGCGAAAUCGAGCCUGUCCACCGGCGUUUGUUUCGGAAUGAGUGCUCAGUGGACCCCGGAUCCCCAACAGAAUCCUCUUCAGAGUUUGACUCAUCGGAGCCAGAUUCAUCGGGAGAAAACGAGAGCAGCUUUUGUGCCAACACGCCGCAGCCCAAAGUUAAGAACACCACGGUAAAGCCGCCCUUCUCCUACAUUGCUCUCAUCACCAUGGCCAUCCUGCAAAGCCCGCUGAAGAAGCUGACGCUGAGCGGCAUCUGCGACUUCAUCAGCAACAAGUUCCCCUACUACAGAGAGAAGUUCCCCGCCUGGCAGAACUCCAUCCGACACAACCUCUCGCUUAACGACUGCUUCAUCAAGAUCCCGAGAGAGCCCGGAAACCCGGGCAAGGGGAACUACUGGUCACUGGAUCCCGCGUCGGAGGAUAUGUUCGACAACGGCAGCUUCCUCCGCCGAAGGAAGCGCUUCAAGAGGAACCAGCCCGAGUUUGGCAAAGAAGGACUUCUGUUUUAUUCCAGCUUAAGUUGCUGCCGGCCGUACGCGCAACCGUACAGCAUGCAAGGCCAGGUAAGCCCCGCUCCCGCUGCCCCUCUCCGGUACGUGCCAAUGCAGGAGGGCAUGUUGAUGCCUCCCACGUCCUACCAGCUUCUGCCGCACGCUUUAACCGGUUACGGAAAGGGCGGUGGGCACAAAGACUUCAGGGCUCAGGCGUGCGCAAGAGAGCCAAAGCCUGGAAUGCCCGCAAAGUGCUCUUUCAGCAUUGACAGUAUCAUGAGCAGACCGUGUCCUGUCAAGCAACAGAACCCAAACCCGGCGCACAGCCCUCACAGCGGCCAGGAAUAUGCUCAUCUAGUGUCAAGCCCAACCGCCUGUUUGGUGCCCACAAUCCUGCAGCCGCUCAGGACUUCUUUCUGCCCCCCUCCCAUGCUGGGCAACAUCCCCUCAACAAACCAGCAUCUCAGACUCUCUUAUCCUCGCUGCUGA